GUGGGCCGCAUCACUGACAGGAGGAGUGAUUGCGUCAUGUCUCCGCCUGUUUGUGGGCGUGUCCCGAGCUGUCACUAGCAGCAACACAAACACCCCGGCCUAGUGUACGGAGGGUCCCCGGACUGUCAGUGGCAGCGGGCCCCAGAGUGGGAUGGCGAUGUGCGCCAGGUUGUGCGGAGUCGGACAGUCCGGGGGCUGCAGGAGGAGACAACAGCGGAAGGGAGCCGGAAACGACCCUGAGCUGGAGGAUGAAGAGGAAGAAGACGAGGUGCGGAUUGAGGCAGGAGAAGCAGCAGUGACGCCCCGGAGACCACACUCUCUCCUGCUGUUGCCACCUGAGAUCCUGGUGGAGAUUUUCUCCUUACUGCCCGGUACCGAGUUAGGCGGCCUGGCCCAGGUGUGCAGCAAGUUCCGGCAGAUCCUCAGUACGGACACUAUCUGGAAGCGGCGCUGCAGGCAAGAGUAUGGUGUCUGUGAAAAUCUGCGAAAACUAGAGGUCACAGGCGUUUCCUGCCAUGAUGUCUAUGUCAAACUGUUGCACCAAUACCGCCACAUCUUAGGCCUCUGGCAGCCAGAUAUUGGCCCCUACGGAGGACUUCUUAAUGUUGUGGUAGAUGGAUUAUUUAUUAUUGGAUGGAUGUAUCUUCCCCCUCAUGAUCCUCAUGUUGAUGAAGCUAUGAGGAUGAAACCAGUUUUCAGAAUUCAUUUGAUGGAGAGGAAAGAUGCAACAGUAGAAUGUAUGUAUGGGCACAAAGGGCCCCACAAUAGCCAGAUCCAGAUUGUGAAAAAAGAUGAAUUCUCUACUAAGUGCUUGCAGACAGAUUAUCACCGGAUGUCUGGAGGAAGACAAGAGGAAUUUAGGACAUGGUUGCGGGAAGAUCUAGGGAGAACCCUUGAAGAUAUUUUCCACGAGCACAUGCAGGAAUUAAUUUUAAUGAAGUUUAUUUACAUUUGCCAAUAUGACAACUGCCUUACAUACCGAAGGAUAUAUCACCCACCCAGCCACCCGGAGGACCUGUUAAAUCCUGGAUUCUUUAAAGGAACCUAUGGGAGCCAUGGCCUGGAGAUUGUCAUGCUCAGCUUCCAUGGAACGAUUGCCAAAGUGACCAAAAUAACAGGAGAUCCCAAUGUUCCAGCAGGUCAACAGACAGUAGAGGUUGAUCUGACACGGCCAGUGCAGCUUCCUGAUGUGGAGCACCUACGGAAUUUUGAUGAGAUGUCCCGUCUUAUUCUGGAUGUCCAGGCACAGAUUCACCGAGAGCAGAGACAAACAGACAAUGAAGAGGAUGAUGGAAGAGGGGCAGGCCCUGACAAAGCAGAACCUGCUCAACAACCUGCACCUCUCCUUAGGCCCCCAAAUGAAGAUGCAAAUGGAGCUGAUGAUGAUGGUGAUGGUGGAGAACAAAAACCCCCAAAUGUACAGUCCUUUGUACUCCCUGCUGGGGUGAUGGCUAGGAAUGAGGAAUACCCUCGUAGCUGUAAGAUGUGCUUUUAUGGUACUGGCCUCAUUGCUGGACAUGGAUUCAGCAGUCCUGAACGGACCCCAGGUCUAUUCAUAUUAUUUGAUGAGGAUCGUUUCGGGUUUAUAUGGUUGGAGCUGAAAUCUUUUAGCCUGUACAGUCGGAUGAGGGACAGAUUCCAGCAAUCAGAAGCUCCAUCGCUAGAAGCCUUUGAAGAAAUGCUCCAAAAUAUGCAAUCCUGGACAACCUAAUGGGUGUCGGCAUGGAGUGCAGUGAGUGAGUCAGGAACUCAAUGAAUCUGCAUAACUGGACUUAGGUCAAGUCACUGUUUGUGAUCAAGAAAAGAAUAUUCCAACCUUGGUACCUCGAAAAUCAAUGCAUGCACUUUCCAAACAGUAAUAUUUAACCCUUUAAUUGCCAGUAGGGCCAAUGCUAUGCAUAGCCCCGUGGCAGCAAAACAAGGUUAAAUGGAAUUUCAUUUGUUGGUUUUAAACAAAUUAUCCCUAUAAUUGUAUAUAUAUAUAUCAAGGCUAACAUACCAUAUGUAAUAAUAUAUAAAAUGUAUAAAUAUAAGGGUAUGGCUUCCUAAUGAUCCUGUGCACUGUGGGCCAACUGAUUUGUUCCUAUUUUUCUAAGCCACUUUUACCGUCCCGCGUGAUAAAACUAUUUCUCCUAGUAGCCUGAAGAACAAAUAAAAAGUGUGUUUGUAA
Messenger RNA from Xenopus laevis (African clawed frog), 2170 nucleotides. It is a transcript of the gene fbxo31.S, whose product is annotated as F-box protein 31 S homeolog. Gene Ontology annotation, biological process: SCF-dependent proteasomal ubiquitin-dependent protein catabolic process; protein ubiquitination. Gene Ontology annotation, cellular component: SCF ubiquitin ligase complex; cytoplasm. The record is from RefSeq and is marked provisional. NCBI's taxonomy places the organism in Eukaryota, Metazoa, Chordata, Amphibia, Anura, Pipidae.